CUCCCCUCCCCAGGAUCAAACAUGGCGAGCUGAACUGUACACCUGCGCUGCUUCUGCUGCUGCUGCCGGGCUGCUGUGAGUUUGUGGGGCGGAAUGUAACUUUUCUCGCGGUGGUUCAUCACUGUUAGUCCGGCGGGUCCUGAACGGGCGCGUGUUUGUGAAGCUGCUCCGCCGCCUCGAUGAAGCCUUUACCGGAGCCAUGUAACAGCGAGCAUCAGAAGAAAGGCUCGAGCGCCGCUGCCCCUGGGGAGAUGCCGAGCGCGGAGGAGGCGAAAGCUCCACCUGGAAACACGGAGCUCCGCACGGAGAGUCCAGCACAGGUGAAUGGCUUCAGUGUUCCCCAGAGCAGUGUGACCGGUGCUGCUGCAUCUUCCCCACCCUCUCCGGCUCAUUCAGCAAACCCCCAGCUUCCCAGAGAGCAGUGGGGCGGCAAGUACGAGUUUCUACUCUCCUGUAUCGGCUACUGUGUCGGCCUGGGAAAUGUCUGGAGGUUUCCUUACCUUUGUUACCGGAAUGGUGGAGGUGUGUUCCUCAUCCCGUACUUCAUCAUGCUCUUCUUCACGGGCAUGCCCCUCUUCCUCAUGGAGCUCAGCUUGGGCCAGUAUGGAGCUGCAGGUCCCAUCACUGUCUGGAAAUGCUGUCCACUGCUUAAAGGGAUCGGCAUAGGGAUGCUGUGUGUGUCCACUUUAGUGUGCCUCUACUACAAUGUCAUCAUUGCUUGGACCUUUUAUUACCUGGGUAGCUCAUUCCAAAGCCCACUGCCAUGGUCUUGUGAUGCUAUUGCUAAUGCUAAGCUGUGUCGGAACAACACCAAUGGCACACUGAGUCCGUCUGAGUUCUUCUGGAAUGAGCGUGUCUUGGGGGUGUCACACAGCACGGGCCUGAGUAACCCUGGGCCUGUGAGGUGGCAGCUAGCUCUGUGUUUACUAGCUGCCUGGGUCAUCAUUUUCCUCUGCAUGCUGAAGGGCAUUCGGAGUUCAGGCAAGGUUGUGUAUGUGACGGCCACCUUUCCCUACCUUGUUCUGGUAGUUCUGAUCAUCAGAGGGGCCACUCUGGAGGGCUCUUUACAGGGUGUAGCUUUUUAUCUCACUCCAGUCUGGGGGCGACUGGCUAAUGCACAGGUAUGGAAUGAUGCAGCGUCACAGAUCUUCUACUCAUUAGGAAUUGGAGUAGGAGGACUUCUGUCUAUGGCCUCCUACAAUAAAUUUGACAAUAAUGUCAUCAGGGAUACCCUGGUGAUCACCAUAGGCAACUGUGCCACCAGCUUCUUUGCAGGCUUUGCAAUCUUCUCUAUACUGGGCCACAUGGCCUGGAGGAAGGGUGUGCCGGUGGAAAAAGUGGCAAUCUCAGGUCCAGGCUUGGCUUUUGUAGCAUACCCAGAGGCCUUGGCUCUUCUUCCUGGUUCAGUUUUCUGGGCCAUUCUAUUUUUCCUGAUGCUCUUUAUGCUGGGAGUGGACACACUGUUUGGUAACAUGGAGGGGAUAACCACAGCAGUGCUGGAUGAGUUUCCUCAGCUGAGGUCCAACAUGAAGUACAAGACCCUGUUCCUGGGCCUGCUCUGCUUCGGAUUCUACCUGAUGGGCCUGUUGCUGGUCACUAAUGGAGGGAUAUACUGGUUCACCCUCAUUGACUCAUUCAGCACCAGUUUUGGGCUCAUCAUUAUCACUCUCUUCAUGUGUCUGGGCAUCUCAUUCUUUUAUGGGGUGAACCAGUUCUGCCAGGACAUAGUAGACAUGAUCUGUCUCUGUCCACCCUGGUGCACCAAGGUGCUGCUGUACUUCAAGGCAUGCUGGGUAUUCUUCACACCCUUCUUGUUACUGUUCAUCCUGACCUACAUCUUCAUUGAGAUGUACAGAACCCCACUGAAGUACGGACAGUACAUAUACCCGCUGUGGGGCAAGGCACUGGGGGUGUGUAUGGGAGCUUUUUGCUGCCUGCAAAUCCUAAUAUGGGCCACUGUUGCUGUCAGUAAAGAGUCUGGCACACUAAAAGAUCGCUUUCAGAAAGCCAUCCGGCCGCUCAACUCCUGGAGAGUCAACAACCUGAACGGCAGCACUCAGGAGCAGCACGUGGAGCCAGAGAGAAUAGAGGGACCCUACACUGUCAACCUGACUGAGGUGGACUUCACCGCCAUGGCCUGGGAGAGUAGUGAGGCAUAACACUGCUCUGUUAGGAGAGAGAGCUACCUCUUUCACAGCCACGGGAGAAAACUCACACUGCCUUCAGUGAUUGCACUCUCAAGAAUGAAGUGUUCCAUAAUAACACACUUUUGUGUUAUACACCUGGUGUCAGACAGCAGGAACACAGUGUGUGAUUGGAACAUGGACAAACAGGUGUGUUGUUUAACACUACACUCUACUGAGAGUGUAGAAAGAAAAUCAGACUCCAUAAUAACUGCACCAACUGCAUCUGUUGUUCAGUGCUUCAGCAGUGCCGUUUUCCAUCUAAUUAUCAGUGGAGCUAAAUUUGCUUUUGAAGAACAAUAGGCCUCAUUCACCAAAACCUUUCUUUUUGAAGAAUGUACGUAAAUGUGUUCAUGACAAAUUACAAAAUAUUCAUUUUGUUUUUUUUAUCCAAUUUUAUUAGUGAUUAAUAGUUUAGUAAUAGCGAAAAUACGUUUUUGAAACAAUAAUUUCUCUCCAUAUUCAUAAAGAUAUGAACCUGAUAUUGUGUGACUAAAAGGAACCACCUUGUGGUGAUGGAACAGACUUCCCCUCAGGACUUUGACCUCCAUCACCAACAGCACUACGCUUAUGCGUACAGAUCAUGUCAUGUGCCCACGAAUCGUAUAUGCAUUUGAUUUACAACCACAUAUGAUCGGAUCUUAUUCUAAAAGAUUUUAUUUAACAUAUAGCCCAUUUAACACAGCCCUUAAAGCCCUAAAGGUCUACAUCAGAUUCAGGAUGUCUGCAGAAUUGUUUACAGCUGUGUUCUUUAAAUAAUAGAUUUCAUUGUCCUUGUAAACUGGAACAAUCCUGUUUAAACAUAAGUACAUUCAUAAAACUGCACAAAUGCUUUUAAGAAGAAUGUUUUCUUUAUGUUGGUUGUUGAGUAAGACCUAAUGUGCUUUGAAGGAUUUCUCAUUUUAGCCUGAAAACUUGAGCCUAAUGUUAACUGUUACCUGUUCAGUGGGAAAAGAGGUCCAUUCCUUGGAUUUAAGGUAUCUGGCUAACAGAGAAAUCCUUGUGGCUUGUGGUGUCUUGUUUUUAAAAUCAUCUGAUGAAUAAUACUUCAAGCUCUGGCCCACAGCCAGCAACUGGGAAGCAAUAAGCUCUUCCCCAUUGGGGAUCCAUCAGAAUGACAUUUAUCAUUCAAAUGAUCCUCCAACAAAUCAUACAUCUCAACUUAUUUCAUUAUUAUCCCACUGUACCUUAAGGCCAAAAGUGAGUUAAAAUAAUAAAAGUGAGUGGGAGCGACCAAAACGCAGUGAACGUAAUUUCUUUCAGUUCAUUUCAUGUUUAUCACUUGACUGUCUCAGUGGUUUAGUACCCAGAACAUGGAGAUUGCGUUUAAUUUAAGACUUUUAUCUUCAUUUUUGUGUAUUGAUUGUAUUUAUCUAUGGAUAUAUCAGAUGGGUAUUGUUGUUAUUUUUGUUUAUUAUAAAAGAGUUGUAAAAUGUUUUUAAUGCUUUCAUGCUUCUAUGAUUGUAAAUGGCAAACACAGAACCACAGUGUGUACUGUCUUCUCUAUGAGGAAGGAGAGGUACUGUAUGUUUACUCUGGGCUCUAUGGUAAAAGCUUGGAUUCACUGGAA
This is a messenger RNA of Astyanax mexicanus (Mexican tetra), 3753 nucleotides long. RefSeq names its product solute carrier family 6 member 7 (gene slc6a7). Gene Ontology annotation, cellular component: membrane. Gene Ontology annotation, biological process: sodium ion transmembrane transport. NCBI's taxonomy places the organism in Eukaryota, Metazoa, Chordata, Actinopteri, Characiformes, Acestrorhamphidae. The transcript has 15 exons. Bases 180 to 2159 code for a protein of 659 amino acids. The record is from RefSeq and is a predicted model, not a curated record. Gene Ontology annotation, molecular function: L-proline transmembrane transporter activity.